CCCACCUUUGCCACGCUCAUAUAAGGGUAGCUUAGUUACUUUGCUCUGAUGAAGGGCGGACACUUGAAACAUUAACUAACUGGUCACGACGGUUAAAUAUUUAUCUUUAUCAACUUUAAGUUGAUGAUUAGCUAAGUGUUUCUGUUGUCCGCCGACGCGACACAGCCCUACGGAAUCUAAAAAAAAUUAGUGCAUAAUGACUUCUGCUUGAAUCCCCUUGAUCACUAGCGGGAAGGCCAGUCAGUCACAAUGCUGUAAAAUUUGGGGCCUUUCAUUUAUAUAUUUUUUAAUAAUUCCCUCAAAGACCUAACAUUUUAAACCAGAAAUGUGCACAAACCAGUUACGUGCUUCAGGUAAAAAAUUGUUCAGAAUUAUGGCCCCAGUUGUCCAAAGGCUAACCACCGGAUAAAUCGCUAACCAGCGGAAAUCUAACCUUGCUAUCAGCUGGAUAAUGAUUUAUCUGGUGGAUAGCUUUAUUCACCUUUCAAACGGAACCCGGACCAGGGCCAGGCCAAAAUGGCUCAAAAACGACUGUUUGUGUGUUUGGCUCGUAAACACACAUGCCCCAUAUGACGUAUUUGGGUCUAUUUGUAAGGCAAAACCACCAGCAACUCAAAAAUUGAUUAUAGGGCUGGGGAAAGUAGGGGUUCCAGGCUAGUAGAAACAGGGGCAGACUUAGGAGGGAUGUACAGGGUGGCGAACCAUCCCCCUUUUGGAGAAGCAAAAAAUCUAAAAAAAAAAAAAAAAAUGAAAAAGAUUGUUAAGAAAAAUAACACCAGACACUCUGGUCAGGUACAUGUAUCUCGUUGUAAUUUCUACUUUGUGACGUUGCUGGUAUCUUUGGUGUAACAGUUUUCAGUAAGGUUCCAAUUUCUCAAAUUGCAGUAUUUUGUUGGCACGCCCCAUUGAUCCUGCAGCCCCAAGGUACCAGUGGCCUGAUUCUCAGCGCCGCAGGCGACCCCUGAACCGCCAAGGUACCAGCAACCCCUUUGAAAAUCCGCCUCGGACACAUUGCUUUCGCAUAAACGGUGUAGUUCUGUUUGGUGAUACACCGCGGACCACUCGCGGACGUUAUAAUUUUGUUGACACGGAGAAAGAGGAAGUGACAUGAAAUCACUGAGGAGUUUGCCUGCCUUGAGAUUCGUUCCACAAUUGAAAGGUUUCAAUCGAGAGAUUAUUUGCAAAAAGUGUGUUUGGCAUCAGAGACCUCAAAAGCGUGCAUCCUCGAGCAUUGUGGUUCACAAUGUAGAAUCAAGGUGGCUACGUCUGUUACUGAAGAUGGCUGAUCACAAUCAGCCAAGUCUUGAAGCUGUUCCAUCGCAGAUAAGAAUGACUCAAAUACGUGAUAUGUUAAGUAAAGCGGCAAGGAUGAGAAGAACUGAUUCUGCUGGUGACCUUAUGCCAAAUGUAGGCUGUUUACAUUAUUUUAAUUUAUAUCUUCUCCAUGGAACACCAGAGUUGUACUCAGAGGAGAAUAUCACCCUGAGAUCUUGACAGUGCUGACUAAGCCCAGUGACUGCAGGCCUAUACAAAAAAGAUUUUUAAAUGAUAGCUGAUAUUCUCCCAAUAGGUUUUAAGCUUUAACAUAACAUUAUUCUGUUAUUGAAAAAAGAGCUGUCAGUAGAAAAUUUACCCAAAUAUCUGACUAAUACAUGCAAAGUAUUUGACUGGUUAUAAUAAAGCAAUCUGAUUUGCUGAUUUUAGUGCUUGGCCCUCUGAACUAACUUAGUCAUGUAAUAAUAUCACAUUAUGAAGACAUGAUUGAUCAUUGCAGUUAUA
Messenger RNA from Orbicella faveolata, 1779 nucleotides. Its product is annotated as malonyl-CoA decarboxylase, mitochondrial-like. The record is from RefSeq and is a predicted model, not a curated record. Gene Ontology annotation, biological process: acetyl-CoA biosynthetic process; malonyl-CoA catabolic process; fatty acid biosynthetic process. Gene Ontology annotation, molecular function: malonyl-CoA decarboxylase activity. Gene Ontology annotation, cellular component: mitochondrial matrix; peroxisomal matrix. NCBI's taxonomy places the organism in Eukaryota, Metazoa, Cnidaria, Anthozoa, Scleractinia, Merulinidae.